UUCAAGAAAUGCACGUUGUCUCCUGCUGUUAAGAGCUGCAAGGAUGUCUGAGCCAAGGCAGGUGGCUGCCAGAGCCUCCCUUAUUGAGCAACUGAUGAGGAAUUUUGAGGAUCUUGGCAAACACCUUGCCGAGCUGGAGGCUCUUCUGGUGACCAAAGAGCAUCUCCAGGAGACGGCCGUGGUCAGGGCGGUGUACAGCGUCCUCAGAAACUGCCCUACGGUAAAGAAAGCCAAGCGUUUGCUGUCAGAAUGGAGAGCGCUUCAUAAGGAUCUCCGCUUCUCACCGAGGGACAGCCCUCCGUCUCUCCCUCCGGGCAGAAUGGAAGAAAAGCCCGGACUUCCUCGUGACCCAAGUCAGGAUGAGCUGUCAGGCGGCUCCAGUUCUAAUUCAUCGUCCCACAGUGUGGCGGGAGCCCUGGAAACGCUUGUGCCUGAAAAUAGCACGAGUCACAUGGAGCCCAGGGACGAGCAUCUCGGGGAGCCGCCCGAUCCCGCCGCUCCUGUGAGAGCCAGAUGCACAGAGCUCCUCUAUGAAGCCCUAACGAGUGCUUGCACGGAUCGGCCUAAGGCUGAUGUGUGGCAAGACUUGGCGAGAGAAAUUGAAGGGCACCUUUUUACCCUUCACUCGAAGAACCUCAGAAAGUACAAAACUUGCAUUCGAAGCAAAGUUGCCAACCUGAAGAACCCCCAGAAUUCUCACCUGCAACAGAACUUGCUCUCUGGGACCACGUCUCCGAGAGAAUUUGCUGAAAUGACGGCGAUGGAGAUGGCAAGCGAGGAGCUGAAGCAGUUGAGAGCCUCCUACACGAAGUCUGGCAUACGGGAGCGCCACCUUCCCCAAGCUGCCGGGGGCACGCCGACCGGGAAAAUAAAGUGCAGGCGCUGUGAGAAGUUCAACUGCGAGGUCACCGUAAUCGCCCGAGGAACGCUCUUCCUGCCAAGCUGGGUGCGGAAUUCAAGUCCAGAUGAAGAGAUGAUGACCUACGUGAUCUGUAACGAAUGCGGGGAGCAGUGGUACCAUAGCAAGUGGGUGUGCCUGUGACUGCCAACGAGUGUUCUCGUAACCAAGAACCGG
Messenger RNA from Enhydra lutris kenyoni (northern sea otter), 1075 nucleotides. RefSeq names its product transcription elongation factor A N-terminal and central domain containing. Gene Ontology annotation, cellular component: nucleus. Gene Ontology annotation, biological process: DNA-templated transcription. Lineage: Eukaryota; Metazoa; Chordata; Mammalia; Carnivora; Mustelidae. The record is from RefSeq and is a predicted model, not a curated record.